AUGUUUCGAUCAGCUCUAGAAGAAUUGGUUACCCAUAAGAAUGCGUGUGAUCUUCUUUCAGAAUCUGAAAAAGUGCGAAUAUUUGAAACGGCGGUGUUUCUUGCCUCUGAGGAGUACUGUGCUAACUCCAAGCAUGCAAAAACGGCUCACACGAGGGCAUCGCCACCGUGUCACAGCAGAUCCAGCCAGCCGCAGCUGACGAAUUUUCAGAUGCUGCGCCAGGCGAUGCCAGUGUGCCUUUGCAAGUCGGUCGUGCAACAAUUCAUUGUGUUCAGCGUCAUGCUUCUCAACGACAAAUUCGUUCAUCAGUUUUACGUCAAUCCGGUGUGCACCCUGCUCCAGGCUCGUGUUUUGCUCAGUUCGAAGUUUCGUGUUUUACCCUCCGCCGAAGAGUACCGGGGGCAAGAGCACCCACCUGGAAGUCUGCUUUUCGCGAAGCCUCCCAUCAGUUGCCUGCCUCAACCUUUCCAGGAUAAUCCAGGUGAAAAGUUUCCCCGAGUUAAUAGUCGUGUGAUAACACGAUAA
Messenger RNA from Soboliphyme baturini, 525 nucleotides. The record is from the annotation of a GenBank genome assembly. Lineage: Eukaryota; Metazoa; Nematoda; Enoplea; Dioctophymatida; Soboliphymatidae.